AUGUCCGAAAGCGGUCGAAAUGAUCCGCCAGAGGACUCGGUGCCGACUAACGUCGACAACAGCGAUGUCGAGUACCACUACCUUCGCACACCCAAGCAGGGGAACCUCGCGGGCGGCAACAACAGUGGACUUAAUACCAGCGACCCCAACGCGAUUUCUAGCUUCUUGCUUAUCGGCAAGCUCAAGUCCGUCGUGUACGAAGUUCUGUAUAACCUGGAAAACCAUGGCAACUUACAUGACAUUGAUGAAUUUAUCGCUGUAACGGAAGACUGCCUGAAGGCUCUCAAGACCGUCAAGGUGGAGCGGCGCAUUGAAGCACGCCGAAUGAAUCUCUCCAUGCGCAUCCAGGUAAACUCUUCCAUGAACGCGCUGACGACACCAUCAAACAGGGAGCUGGACGACGCGUUAGGAGACACUGUGCGUACCUCUGCCGCCAUGGUGAGCCAGGGACCUCAAAACUACAAGGCUGCGCUGCUGAGGCAGAAGCUGCCAUCUCCCAAGCACUCUCCGGCCCGGACAGAUGUCCAGACAAGAGGCGACGUGGAGGCUGCUCGGUACGCAUCAGCGCUGCGGGCAGAGGAGCGUCAGAGGCAGGCAGAGGAGCGCCGGUUUGACAUACUGCAGGAAAUAAAGCAGAAGUCGGAGGUGGCCGAUGCUAGAAGCCUGCGCGCCAAAGCGCGGCGCGUGGAGGCGGAGGCAAGGCAACGCAUGGAGACGCUGGAUCGAAUGGACAACGGAGUGCGCCGUGCGGAAGAGGCACGGCGGCAGACUCGAGAGAAGGCCCAGCGUGCCCACUCCCGAGUGGAGCAGGUGCUGCUCACGAAAGAGCUGCUGCAGCAGAACAAGGCGCUUUUGCUGGACAAGAAAAUGAGCGAUGUGGAACAUAAUCAGGAGCAGAUGCGGGGGAAACUGCAAAAGCAGGCACUGGAGCGGCAGGAGGCAGUGCGGGCCGCGGCUGAGCGUCGCCGAAACUUAAGCCAGGAGCGACAGGAGAAGCAACAGCAGCGCGAACAGCACCGUGUUGACAACCUGCGCCGAAUCGACGAGCAGAAGAAGGUGGACCAGGAAGUGAAGCAGCAGAAGGCACGUGAAUGGGAGAAGAAGGUGCAGCAGCACCAUGUCGACACCACCGCAGAGGCCGAGGCGCAGAUCCGCAAGACGGAGGAAAAGUUUCAGCAGAGCGCCCAGCUGUUGGAGGAGCAGCGGGAGAAGCGGCAGCAGAAGCUGGAGCGGCAGGAACAGAAGCUACGCGAGGCGAAGGAGCGUCGCGACAAGGAGCUGGAGGCUCGGGUGAUGUUGGAGGAGAUGAUGCCGCGCAUGUCAGAGCAGGAAGCGGAGCAGCAGGCAUCGCGCAUGUCGCGUCUAUCCAUCACAACGGUGCACCACGGUAAGGUGUUUGUGGACACGUACCAAAAAAUGUCGACGCAGUCUGCCAAGGAUCUGAAUCGCAGCCGGCUACGCGUCGUUUUCAGUCGUCUCUCGUCAGCUGUGACUGCGGCAUUGUUGAUGCAGUGCAAGCAUCCCUUGAGUGAACUCACAACAUUGUCUCUCGGGGAUAUGGACUACGAAUAUGUGCGCUACUUCAAUGCAUUCGAUACGCUGGUUAAGGUUCUCGUGGAGGCUCGGAAAGCACGCGACUUUGGGACCAUGCGGCAGACAAGCGAUGUCUUGUUGUCUUUGUUUGUGCAUGAGAAGGAGGGCAGAGAGAACGUGGUGUACUUCAUCAAGAGUGGGUGCACAGCUUCGCUUUCGACGUGCCUACGUGACGAGGCUCGCUCGCUGCCCCUUAAGCACAACACUGAGGCCCUCCGCUGCGCCAUGGAAGUUCUGGGCAUGUGUCUGGAGAAGAUCAGCGCUGAGGCGCAGGGAGCAGCAAAGUUGAUACCAGUUCGGGACCAGCUACUUAACGAGAUGGAGGUCGUUGGCGUUGACCGCGUCUGCGUUGCAGUACUUCAAACCUGCACUGAGGAGGAGGAGCUAUACCUGGCAUACACCGCCCUCUGCAUCAUUUACACGGAGCUGAGCGUGAUAACCCGCCGCAAGGGAGAGGUAAAGCGACACUGGUUUCAGCAGAUCACGACCUCUCUCUUUACGCUACUGCAAAACAUGCUCACCCCGAACGGCUCGCCACUGCGGGAGUGUGAUGUGAGUCUCUCGGGCGAGCGGGUAACCAUUCUAUUUUGCCUGUUUCGCACCCUCAACACCCUCGCGCGCUGGCAGCUGACGAAGUUUCAAGAGUUGCUGCACGAUGGUUCCACCGAUGCUGGGGCCGCCGUGGACGCGGCGCAAGAGAGAAAGGGCGAGAUAAAGCGGACCGUCUCUGCCGACUCGCUGCCAGCACUUAUCACUCGCACGGAGCUGUUUCACGUUCUCAGCGGAUUUUUCAUGUUUAUCCACGGUCACCUCGAGGAGCUUGAGACGAUCCCGCCCUCAGAGGACGCUGCAGGAACGACUAGGAAGAACAUUAGAAGCUCUUUCGAAGAGGCGCUGCAGUUCGGCGUCACGUUGAACGGCUUUCCACCCUUCCCUUGUGGCAACGACUCCGAUCCGGGCGAUUCGCACAGGUUAGGUGGCAAGCACUACCACUUGCGGGCGGCCCUGCAUGAGUGCAUCCUUCUCGUCGGCUACCUGUGCUUUGAUGACGCACUGCUCCAAGACAUGAUGGGAUGGGGAAGGAAGAAACCGCUCAUUGGCAUGAUGCUGAAUGUGCUGCCCAUCGCCUACUUCUCCAAUGCCCGGCACAUUUUGUUUCCGACAAUCCUCUCCGCCAUUCUUCAAAACAACCGAAACUCGAUGAUCGUCCGCGAGGAGAUGUCGCUGGCAGAGCUUCUGCAAUUCAUCUUGCAGGAGUACGAUCCCUUGACCAAGAGGGCAAAAAUGUACGCUCAGGAGCACCAUAAGCAGCUGGUGGCGCAUAAGAUGGAGACGGAUCCCCGCUUUGCACUCAUGGUGAAACUGCAGGGCAAGUCGUGGGCAGACAUGGUGGACGAUGACGACCUCCCACCGGCAACGCCGCACUCGUCCGAGACAACGAGCACUACCCCAGCGGUGGAGAAGGAGAAACUGUGCAAAGGACUUCGUGCAACGUCGCUAAACCCGAGCAACUACUUCAAAUUAGAGAGGCGGUUGCCCAUAUCGUAUUGGCCCGCGGCGAUAGAGCAGCUGGAAAGGCUGCGCCAGCUGUAG
Molecule: messenger RNA, 3186 nt
Organism: Leishmania braziliensis MHOM/BR/75/M2904
Lineage: Eukaryota; Euglenozoa; Kinetoplastea; Trypanosomatida; Trypanosomatidae
Exons: 1
Coding region: 1-3186 (1061 amino acids)
Source: RefSeq, a predicted model, not a curated record